Molecule: messenger RNA, 891 nt
Organism: Cotesia glomerata
Lineage: Eukaryota; Metazoa; Arthropoda; Insecta; Hymenoptera; Braconidae
Exons: 1
Coding region: 1-891 (296 amino acids)
Source: RefSeq, a predicted model, not a curated record
AUGAAGCUCGAAGAAAUUGCAAAGCAGAAAGAUAUUCUGCAUCAGAUACCACAAGCCAGUGAUGCUAUCCGACGAAAACAUAAAUUGCUGAAGCUGGGCAAAGAUACAGCUGAAAAAGCCAUGGAUGAAAUGCUCAAGCCUAUUGUCACACCGCUGCAGAGUCUAGUUGAAUCUUCAAAGCUAAAAGAUAUUAAAAAAGAGGAAAAAGAAGAGGCUUUGAUUGAAAAAUCUGAAUACGGUGAUCCAGAUGCGUUUAACAGUUUAAUAUCUGAGGAUCGAAGUUCCUCGUUCAAUGACACGCCACUGGCUAUAGCACCAUCAUCAACAAGUACUCCAGCCCGAAAAAACCCUCUACUCACCAAUCAUUUACAACGCUUAAGUAUGAAACACAAAGAUAAUGAUAUGAGGUAUGGCGUACGCAGAAAACACGGUGAAUUGUAUAUAGGUGAUUCAAAUAUUUCAUUCGCAAAUGAUACAGUUACAGUUAAAGGCAAGAAUUAUCCAAUAACUCAGGGUUUGCUUGAAUUAUUGUUUAAAAAGUCACCUCAGGAUGCGCUUGUUACGCAGGAUGAUAAGAAAAAGUACUUGGAUAUUGUUCAACGUACAAAUACUCAUAGAAAAAAUUAUGAUCCAAGCAAAAGUAUUUACAAAGAUUCAUCAGUCAAAUAUAACAAAUAUAUCACUGAUUUUGUCAUCAAGCAUGGUGGACAAUUGCCUAAAUUUAUGAUUGCAAGAAAAGCACCAAUGGAUUAUGUAUACUGGGAUGACCCAAAUGAGUUGGUCGAUCGGCUCAAACUAUUGAUGGCAUCACAAGCUGCUGGAAAUCCAAGUCAUACAAACGAAAUCAUGUCAAUCAUUGAAGAGCUAAGGGAGGCAGGCGUUAUAUACUAG